Messenger RNA from Periophthalmus magnuspinnatus, 2217 nucleotides. Its product is annotated as epoxide hydrolase 1-like. Gene Ontology annotation, molecular function: epoxide hydrolase activity. The transcript is spliced from 9 exons. Gene Ontology annotation, biological process: epoxide metabolic process. Bases 96 to 1472 code for a protein of 458 amino acids. NCBI's taxonomy places the organism in Eukaryota, Metazoa, Chordata, Actinopteri, Gobiiformes, Gobiidae. The record is from RefSeq and is a predicted model, not a curated record.
GACUUUGGACUGACUUCGUGCAGAGUUGGACCGCCAUAGGUUGAUUGUAGCUGGAGCCGUAUCUAGAGGGUUGCCUUCCUCCAUUUGCUGGCACCAUGUUGUUGGAGGUCCUGCUGGCAGCACUUGUGGGAGCACUUCUUUUCCUUGUGGUGAAUAAGUGGAGAAAGCCUGAAGUCCUGAAGACAGAGGAUGGGUGGUGGGGAUUUGGAGAUGGACCUGAUGGCCAGGAGGACACAACAAUUCGACCUUUUCAACUAAGCACAAGUGAUUCAGAGCUAGAGGAUCUCCACAAGCGGCUGGACCAAACACGACCCGUGCCUUCACUCCACAACAGCCAGUUUCACUAUGGCUUCAACUCUGAGCAUCUGCAGAAAGUCAUCUCAUACUGGAGAAAUGAUUUUGACUGGAAGAAGCAGGUGGAGAAGAUAAACCAGUUUCCUCAUUUUACAACCAACAUUGAAGGUCUUGACGUCCACUAUGUGCAUGUGAAGCCUCCAGUGGUUCCAGAGGGCACAAGGGUGAUUCCUCUCAUCAUGGUUCAUGGCUGGCCUGGAUCCUUCUAUGAGUUCUAUGGGAUCAUCCCACUAUUAACCCAACCGUCCCAGCCUGGGCACUUUGUGUUCGAGGUGGUGUGCCCCUCCAUUCCAGGAUAUGGCUUUUCUGAAGCACCACAUCACAAAGGUUUCGAUUCAGUGUGUGCAGCGCGCAUCUUUCAUAAACUCAUGAAGCGCCUGGGCUUCAGUCACUUCUAUGCUCAGGGAGGAGACUGGGGCUGGUUAGUCACCACCAACAUGGCACAACUGGAACCAAGGACAGUUACAGGCUUGCAUUUGAACUUUGCCGCGCCCUCAAAGCCAGGGCUGCUGCUAACUCUCUCCAUGCUACUGGGAAAAUGCUUCCCUAAACUGUUCAGCUUCACUCCAAUGGACUUGGAGCAUCUUUACCCCGCUGCGGAGAAACUGGUGGUGGAGCCCCUUCUGGAAACGGGCUACAUGCACAUUCAGGCCACCAAGCCGGACACUGUGGGACGGGCGCUCAAUGACUCCCCCGUUGGAUUGGCUGCCUACAUUCUGGAAAAAUUCUCCACUUGGACAAGCAAAGACUUCAGAAACCUGCAGGAUGGAGGCCUUACCAGGAAGUUCUCUCUUGAUGACCUGCUCACCAAUGUCAUGAUCUACUGGACUGCAGGCUGCAUCACCUCCUCCAUGAGAUUUUAUAAAGAAAACUUAAACCAAGGUCUCAACAAGCCACAUUCAAGAAUCCCAGUGGUGGUUCCUACCGGUUUUGCUUGCUUCCCCAAUGAGCUAAUGCACACUCCAGAGCUGUGGGUCAGGCAAAAGUAUCGGCGUCUGGUGAGCUUCACUCCCAUGCCUCGAGGUGGACACUUUGCAGCAAUGGAGGAGCCGCAAUUGAUGGCCGAAGAUAUCAAAAAGUUUAUCAAACUAGUGGAGAGUCAGAUUAAGAACAGGUGAAUUUAGACUAGGAAUAGAAAGGAUGCCAAAAUAUUUGAUUCUACUUUUGUAGAAACCCAGUGGCUACUAACUGAACAUCAUUUGGUUCAGUUGUAUAUGCUUUGCUUAUUGAGUUAAUGGAAGAAAAUUAUCUUAUAUUUCUUUACUGACUUAAUUGUGUAAGGGUACAGCUAAAUAUCUAAACAAAAGCUUUGACUACUUAUCUUAAGAAAAGUCACACUGUACAUUGUGCAGCAUGUGAUCAAUAAAGGAGAUUGUCCUGACAAACCAAUGCUGGUUCAGACAUAAGCUGAUUUUAAUGGGCCAAAUGACGUGAAGGAUAACGCAACAUUUUGAAAGCCUUUUCACCCUCUUUUCACUUUGAGAUUAACUGCUCAAAUGCUGCUUCGGCUCUUGGCCAAACAAAAUGUGCCACAAAGAAUAAUGACACAGUCUGGUUGUACCAAAGCUUUUGAAUAGCUCACUUGCUUCACUUUCUAAAGUCUGUUUAAUCAAAUGUCAAGCAAUCCUUCUGGUGCGUUUUUCACUUCCAUAUGCAGUAGCUUCAAGCGUACACUAGGUGGCUUACCAGGCUUUUUGCACAAAGUCAUCAUAUUUAAAUUUUAGCUCCUUUGUUAACUCACUUUCUGUUUGUAAUCUGAAAUUGUUAAAGAGGGAGUAAUUAAAAUAAUACUUCCUUUAAAGUAAUUAGUAGUCAACUUUUUUGGUAUCUUUCCCCCAUAUUGACUAUAAAACAUCGCAAUUC